Argiope bruennichi is the source of this 2663-nucleotide messenger RNA. RefSeq lists its product as uncharacterized. The record is from RefSeq and is a predicted model, not a curated record. The transcript is spliced from 3 exons. NCBI's taxonomy places the organism in Eukaryota, Metazoa, Arthropoda, Arachnida, Araneae, Araneidae. Bases 625 to 1713 code for a protein of 362 amino acids.
AAAAUUUAAUAUACUAUAUCGUGCUUUAUUGCCUCAUAAUAAGCACGAUAUUUUAUUGAAUUUAUAAUUUUUUUAAAAAAUUGUGUUACUAUUUGAGUGUAUGACAAUAUGAUGCAGAAGCAAGAUUGUGUACCAUAUUUGUUAGCAUCAUAAACCCGGGAAGGGGAUGAAAGUGGAUUUCGUUAGUUUAAAUGGGAUUCUUUUCAAUUUCCUUUGUUUAUGUAUAAUUUCGUUCAAAUUUAGCAAUUUUAAUGUAUUGUAUAUUUUAUAAGAUAAUGUGUGGGUCCUGUUGAAACACCUGUAGAAUUUUUUAAAAUUGAAGUAACCUAUCUCGGCUCUGCAAAUCAACUUUGCACCAGGACUUACAUUUAUUCAGGCUGGCCUUGUUUAUAUAUUGAGGACAGUGCACCUUGCAGUUGCAGAAAAUGUUCCUUCAGUUUUAGUCUAUGAUUGCUUCUCAUUCUUCGCAACAGACAUCUGAAUUAUUAAUAAUAGUUUCCUGAAAUGUUACCUCCCUGAACACUCAAACCAAAAAAUGUUUCGCAUCCUGUUCUCAUUCUUCAUUUGAUUGUACGAUUUCUACCAUUCUUUCUAACCGGUGUUGAUAUUUCUUUGAGGAGCAAGAUGGAAUUCAAUUUUAUGCCAACUUUAACGCACAUGACAUGUGUGAAAAUUGCUACGUAUCUUCUAGAGGAUAGAGAUAUAUCGGAGUUGCUGGAUAAGGAUACAGUGAUCCCUUAUCAGUUCAAUUUUUUCGAUCGUUGCAGAUAUGAACUAUGGAAACUUAUAGAGCAGCAGGCAAUGCUGAAAUUGAGUUUUCUUCCAACUCCGCUUUCGUUAAAAGUGGCCAAAACAAUCCAACCGAUGCAUUUUCAGAUUAUGAUGUGGUUAAUGGAUCACGAUCUUAUGCCCCGGAGGAAAGGUUUUUGUAUUAAUUACAGGAGAAUACUCUGCUGGAAAAUCAAUGGGACGAUUGACAGAAAAGAGACAGCCAAGAGAUAUGUUCAAAAUAGGAGUAUUGACAGCAGAGAUCGCUUCAUAAUGGCCUGCAAUUACUUUAUGAUCGACGACAUCUUGUGUCUGUGGGGCGUCAUUCAAGCAGUUGGAGUAAAGAGUACAUCCAAGAGGGGAGUUAAUUCAGCAGUAAGACUAUGGAUGGAUGCGCUUAAGGAUGGGAAGACCACCCCUACGGGUCAUAUGAUCGAAGAAUAUUUCAGUGUUGAAUGUUUAAGAGAUUCAGACAUACCCUUGAGAUUAAGUCCUUAUUUUCGUUACCUAAAACCGAUGUGCAGGCAGGAUUAUUUACACAUUCUCGCCUUUGGCCAGUUGCAUAAAGAUGAUUUUCAAAUGUGCAUGUGCCAAAUGGACGAAAAAGAAUGCGCAAAAUUGUUCAAGAUAAUACCGGCAGAAGCGCUCACCCGUUAUCUGGAAUGGCCAUUCCAGUUUCUUUUCAUGGAAAUGGUGACCAAGAUAUCGAGUAACUUGUCGCCGCAAGAUUACGUGAAAAUCUUGGAUUACAUAGUGAAAUUUGUGAUUCUGAAUGGAGAUAUUUAUGCGGAAAUUUUUAAAGAAUUCUGGAGCAUUAUUCCUGAUUCUCAAAAAGAAAGAAUAAAAGGCGCGAGAAAGUAUAAGGCCUAUGAAGUGAUCCUGGAUUAUAAGAAAAAUCAGUUACCAUCUCUUCAAGAGGAAGUGGCGAAAUAUUAUUUCAUUUAAUAUUAUGCAUAUAACUUUGCUGACUUUUUGUUUUGAAACUUUACUAGCUUAGAUUUCUUAAUCUAAGCCCUAGUCUACGAUCCGAUCUCUUCGGGUCUGAAGAUUCGAUAAUAAUGUGUAAAUAUAUAUAUAUAUAUAUGUGUUUAAUUUAUCUUUUAUGGCUUUACAUUUAGAAACUUCUCAAUCGAAGCCCUAGUAUGAGAGCCGGUCUUUUUGGGUCUGAAGACUCGAUAAUAAUAUGUAAAUAUUUAUAUGUGUAUAAUUUAUUUUCUGGCUUUACAUUGAGAAACUUCUAAAUUGAAGCCCUAGUCUGAGGGCUGAAGACUCGAAAAUCAAUUUUAUCAAUUUAUUCAUUUAAUAAAAUGAAAUGUGUUUUACAAUAAAUGUAGUUAAUGUUAUGUAUGUGUAUGUUAUUUUAAUCACUUGCCAUGAUUUUGAAUUGAAAAUACUUGAUGGUUUUUAAGUUGUUGGAGUAAUGCCUUAAGUAGGCAUUAUCAUGUUGAAAAAUUUACAAAAUGUUUAUUGUUCAUUUUUGUUGACUUUUUAUUUAGAAACAAGCUCUAGUCUACGAGCCGAUCUCAUCGAAUCUGAAGAUUCGAUAAUAAUAUGUAAAUAUUUAUAUGUGUAUAAUUUAUGUCUUCUGGCUUUACAUUUAUAAACUUGUAAAUCGAAGCCCUAGUCUGAAAGCCGGUCUUUUCGGAUCUAAAGACUCGAAAAUCAAUUUUAUCAUAUUAUUCAUUUAAUAAAAUGAAAUGAGUUUUACAAUAAAUGUAGUUAAUGUUAUAUAUGUGUAUGUUAUUUUAAUCACUUGCCAUGAUUUUGAAUUGAAGCUAUUCGACAGUUUUUAAGUUUUUGGAGUAAUGCCUUACCUAGGCAUUAUCUUGUAGAAGAAUUUACAAAUGUGUAUUGUACAUUUCUUCACUGGGCAGAACAUUUUUCAAAUAAACAAA